GGCCAUUUGCUUAUGGUCAGGAUCUUUUCCCAGAGCUUCCUGACCAUUGCCUGUUGCAUUAGUUAAAUCCUGUUCUGACUUUCACUUGUAGUUCUCCGCCACAGCAAGUCCUAAAACAUACUGCGCAUUCCCGCUUAGACGAAUAAAAAUCCCGGGACAACAGCUGCCAUUAGAUUGUGAAGAAUUAGACUGUUUCAUUGUCAGAAACUCAUUUCGUUAAGUCAUCUAUUUUUUCUUCGGUAAUAUUAGCAGCAGAUGAGGUCAGCCUCAGUCACGGCCGCACUCUCUCUUUCUUGAGGUGCGACAGACGUGGAAGGAUGCCCUGACUCUAUCGACAACAACACUUUGCAUACAGAUUUCCAUAUAUUCCAUUCUUGCUGGGUGGGGGUCAUUUAGAUUUGUUCAGUCACUUGACUCCCUCAUCUCCAAACAAUCACAGCCCCAUCUUCAGCCUGGCAGGAUCUUAUCUCUGUCUCCCUUUGUAGAGGACGAGGAGAUGGCGAUAAAGUGAGUUACUGCAUAUUUGAUUAUUGGGCCUUUACCAUUUUCAGCAGGCAACAACUUACCGCAGCCAUGUGGAAAAUAUCAAGGACGUUUUCGUUCACUGGUAGAUUGUGUUGCUUUCCCAAGGAUCCGCUGGAGGAUGUUGAGACUUGGAGCGAGUCUGUGGACAAAGUGCUUGGUUGCAAAGCCGGACAGGUAGCGUUCCGGGAGUUCCUGAAGUCUGAGUACAGCGAGGAGAACAUACUGUUUUGGCUCGCCUGUGAGGAGUACAAAAAAAUCAAGACGGUGCCAGAAAUGAUCUCCUCUGCCAACAGGAUCUACUCCGAGUUCGUCCAAACAGAGGCACCCAGGCAGAUCAACAUAGACUGCACUACCAGAGAAAACAUCACAAAGAACAUCUCUCAGCCGACCCUGACUUCGUUCGAUACAGCGCAGAAGCUCAUCUACAGUCUGAUGGCCAGGGAUUGCUACCCACGGUUCCUAAAAUCGGACAUCUAUCAGGGACUCCUGAGGAGAACCGAGUCAAGGUGACUGUAUUAAAACUGACAGCCUCUCAGACGGGCUUGUGAAAUCGUCUGUUCAACCCUGAUCUGCUGUAGCACUCUUUGAUUUCGGUGUGGAUAACGGGUUUAUGCCAUACAAUCCAGGCCAUAAGUAUAGCAGAUGUAGUUUUUUCUCAACCUGUGUGAUUCAGUAGAAAGUUACAGCUUGGGGGGAAUUUGCAGCUUGUAUUAUACUUCAUCUCUUCCAUUAUGUUUAGGUUCAAAUAAAUUGAGAUUGUGCACAGCCCUUCUACGAUGAUUAUCAAGUUUCUAUCACCUACCGUAUAUGGUGAAUAAUAAAUAAGAUCCCUUUGUUGUGAAGUAUUAUCAACACUUGAACUUUCAAUGAACUUUCAAUCAUCCAAUUGAUCAUAGAAAUUCACCUUGCAUGUGCAAAUAAAAAUGGUUAGUUUUCUGGCUUA
Messenger RNA from Mugil cephalus (flathead mullet), 1468 nucleotides. Its product is annotated as regulator of G-protein signaling 21-like. The transcript is spliced from 4 exons. The record is from RefSeq and is a predicted model, not a curated record. The coding region runs from base 574 to 1035 and encodes 153 amino acids. Lineage: Eukaryota; Metazoa; Chordata; Actinopteri; Mugiliformes; Mugilidae.